Messenger RNA from Oryza sativa Japonica Group (Japanese rice), 2484 nucleotides. RefSeq names its product subtilisin-like protease SBT3.8. Gene Ontology annotation, molecular function: serine-type endopeptidase activity. NCBI's taxonomy places the organism in Eukaryota, Viridiplantae, Streptophyta, Magnoliopsida, Poales, Poaceae. Gene Ontology annotation, biological process: proteolysis. The record is from RefSeq and is a predicted model, not a curated record.
CAAACUACUCAAAAUCCAACAUGGAUUCGAGAUCAGCUUUCUCUUCUAUUUUGCUACUAGUUCUUCUACUAGUUUCCCCCUUUUUCACCAAUGCAUCAAGUAGACUCUACAUCGUGUACAUGGGGGAGAAGAAGCAUGACGAUCCGUUUGUGGUCACGGCAUCGCACCAUGACAUGCUUGCUUCUGUUCUUGGGAGUAAGGAUGAAGCCAUGAGGUCUAUAGUGUACAGUUACAAACAUGGGUUCUCUGGAUUUGCAGCGAUGCUCACAGAAUCUCAAGCUGAAGAAAUUGCAGAAUUACCUGAAGUCCUCAGCGUGAAUCCUAACAUUUACCAUCAAGCACACACAACUCGAAGCUGGGAUUUCCUAGGCCUGAACUAUUACGAACAAUCAGGCCUUCUAAAGAAAGCCAACUAUGGUGAAGAUGUCAUAGUCGGUGUCAUUGACUCAGGUAUAUGGCCUGAAUCAGAAAGCUUCAAUGACAGUGGGUACAGCUCUGUACCGACCCGGUGGAAGGGCAAGUGCCAAACUGGCAUGGCGUUCAAUGCCACAAGUUGCAACAGAAAGAUCAUCGGUGCCCGGUGGUACUCAGGUGGCAUUCAGGAUGAGUCGCUGAAGGGUGAGUACUUGUCACCGAGGGACGCAAAUGGCCACGGCACGCACACCGCCUCAACGAUCGUUGGUGGGCAGGUGUGGAACGCGAGCCACAAGCGGGGCGGCUUGGCCGCUGGGUCGGCACACGGUGGGGCGCCGCGCGCACGGGUAGCAGUCUACAAGGCGUGCUGGGGCGCCGCCGGCGGUGGGAUCUCUUGCAGCAACGCCGCGGUGCUCGCGGCCAUCGACGACGCCAUCAACGACGGCGUGGAUGUGCUGUCCCUGUCGAUAGGAGGCCCCGUCGAGUACCUCUCGUCGCGUCACGCCGUGGCGAGAGGGAUCCCCGUCGUGUUCUCUGCUGGGAACGACGGCCCCACACCGCAGACGGUGGGGAGCACCUUGCCAUGGGUCAUCACGGUGGCUGCCAGCACGAUUGAUCGGACAUUCCCAACCGUGAUAUCGCUCGGGAACAAAGAGAAGCUGGUGGGGCAAUCUCUUUACUACAAAGCACCAGCGAAGAGCGGAAAAUUUGAGAUGCUCGUUGAUGGAGGAUUCAGCUGCGACAAGGAGACGCUGGCGUUGAUCAAUGUCACUGGCAAGAUUGUGCUGUGCUCGGCGCCGUUGCAGGCGAAGUUAAAUCCGCCUCGCCUGAUGCUGCCUGCAAUCAUUGGCGAUGUCGCUAACGCAGGCGCCGCGGGUCUCAUCUUCGCUCAGUACACCGUCAACAUUCUUGAAGAUCUGGACGCCUGCAAUGGCAGCAUGCCCUGUGUACUCGUCGACUACGAGAUCGCAAACAGAAUCCGCUCUUACGUGGCCUCCACAAGGAUGCCGGUGGUGGAGGUGUCUCCGGCUAUGACCGUGGUCGGAAGUGGGGUGCUCUCACCGAGGGUGGCUGCAUUCUCGUCGAGAGGACCGAGCUCCUUGUUUCCCGGUAUACUGAAGCCUGACAUUGCUGCACCGGGAGUCAGCAUCCUGGCAGCCUUGGGUGACUCAUACGAGUUCAUGUCUGGGACAUCCAUGGCAUGCCCGCACGUAUCAGCGGUGGUGGCACUGCUCAAGAUGGUUCACCCAGAUUGGUCGCCUGCCAUGAUUAAGUCCGCCAUCGUCACCACAGCAUCGGUGACUGACCGUUUUGGCAUACCAAUCCAAGCCGAGGGAGUGCCAAGGAAAGUGGCUGACCCAUUCGACUUCGGUGGUGGCCACAUUGAAUCAGAUAGAGCGGUUGACCCUGGUUUAGUCUAUGAUAUAGAUCCAAGAGAGUACGCUAAGUUCUACAACUGCAGUAUCAACCCCAAGGAUGAAUGUGAGUCAUACAUGAGGCAACUUUACCAGCUCAACCUCCCAUCCAUCGUCGUACCAGAUCUCAAGUACUCUGUCACGGUUUGGCGAACCAUCAUCAACAUCGGAGUGGCAGAAGCAACUUACCAUGCAAUGCUUGAGGCACCAGUCGGUAUGACCAUGUCUGUGGAACCUUCAGUGAUCAAAUUCACCAAUGGCGGUAGUAGAAGUGUGACAUUUAAGGUGACAUUCACCACAAGACAGAGAGUGCAAGGUGGCUACACGUUUGGAAGUUUGACAUGGCAAGAUGGUAUCACACACUCUGUGAGAAUUCCUAUUGCGGUUCGUACCAUAAUCCAGGACUUUGUUGCAGAUACUUCAUAAACUUUUAGGGGGAGAUAGUAAAUAUGUUAGUGCAAAGUUAGUUUGUUCAUUUUUGUUUGAGAAAGUCAAUGUGACCCAUGUCAGGUGCAAUAUUAGAAUUGUAAGACUGUAGUUCAAAUUGGUUGUUGUAUUUCUUUGUCCAUGGUUAUAUGAGUAUGGUGUCUUGUUUGAACAGGUAGUCCUGAAUCAUGGAUGAAAUGUUCUAAAGCUUUUGUAGAAACACACAUAA